UCACUUCAAUCCCCUCCAGCUCUCGAGUUCGACAGAUCUCGGUUCACUCACCGCCGGCGGACGCAGCGAAGCGAGGGAGGAGCAAUGGCGGACCGCGGGGGCUACGUGCAGGUGCAGCACGGGCAGUACGGCGGCGGGCACCACGGCGGGCAGCAGCACGGGCGCCAGAUGGGCGAGCAGAUGAAGGGCAUGCUCCAGGAGAAGGCGCCGUCGGCGUCGCAGGCGCUGACGGUGGCGACGCUGUUCCCGCUGGGCGGGCUGCUGCUGGUGCUGUCCGGGCUGGCGCUGGCGGGCACCGUGGUGGGGCUGGCCGUGGCCACGCCGGUGUUCCUGCUCUUCAGCCCCGUGCUGGUCCCGGCCGCGCUCACCAUCGGCCUGGCCGUCACCGGGUUCCUCACCUCCGGCGCGCUGGGGCUGGGCGGCCUCUCCUCGCUCACCGUGCUCGCCAACACGGCGCGCCAGGCGUUCCAGCGCACCCCGGACUACGUGGAGGAGGCGCGCCAGCGCAUGGCCGACGCUGCCGCGGCCGCGGGGCACAAGACGCAGCAGGCCGGCCACGCCAUCCAGAGCCGCGCGGAGGAGGCGCGCGCCGGAGGAGGAGGCGGCCACACCGGCGCCACCGGCGGAGCGGGCGCCGGCACCGGCACCAGGGCGUCGUCGUAAGCCGGAGCCAGCAGGCCGAUGUCAGUCCGCCGUGCCGCGCAGCAGGGCGCGCGUCGUCUAGCUACUACCUGCUCUAUGUGUGCUAGCGCCUUCGUACGUGUCUACACGAGCGAGUGUGUGUGCGUUCGUGCGUGUCAGUGUGUGUGUGUGUGAUGUUUCUACUGUUUUAGUACUGCUCGUGUUCGUCCGAUCGAUCGGUUUAGUACCGAGUUGUGAAUAAGAAAAGGCCCGGGCCGCUUCGUCUGUC
Triticum urartu is the source of this 910-nucleotide messenger RNA. Its product is annotated as oleosin 18 kDa-like. The record is from RefSeq and is a predicted model, not a curated record. Gene Ontology annotation, biological process: seed oilbody biogenesis; lipid storage; response to freezing. Gene Ontology annotation, cellular component: monolayer-surrounded lipid storage body; membrane. Lineage: Eukaryota; Viridiplantae; Streptophyta; Magnoliopsida; Poales; Poaceae.